GAUGAAGGGUUGAGCGGUCGGGCUGUCGGUCGGACGGCUGGUCGGCUGGUCGGCUGGUCGGGCGGUCAAAUUGUCUGCUGGUUGAUCCCUCAGGCAGUCGGUGGUUCACUUGAGCUGCACUUAAAGCCAAACUCGACCCAAACCACCCUAAAUGGCCGGGAGGGGAGUGCCGGCAUGUGCACUCCUCGCGACAGUCUUCCAUCCUGUAACGGAGGGGACGGGCUUCUUGAUGCCGUUCACAGAAAGUGUGACAAAUCCAUGCGAAGCACACUUCAAAACCUGUCGCCCGUGCCUACAUGUCGCACCAGCCGCCAGACAACCAAUUCCCCUCUCGACCCUCUCGUUCAUCUCCUCGAAACCGCACCCUCGACUCUUCUUUCUCCAUCUCCACUUGUCACCACCUCGCCAUCCAGACGGCAUCGGUACUUGAGGUGA
This is a messenger RNA of Protopolystoma xenopodis, 435 nucleotides long. NCBI's taxonomy places the organism in Eukaryota, Metazoa, Platyhelminthes, Monogenea, Polystomatidea, Polystomatidae. The record is from the annotation of a GenBank genome assembly.